UCUCUCUCUCUCUCUCUCUCUCUCCGACAUUCUACGCUGUAACUCAGUUACGUUUAACAAAACAAAACUUUGGCUUUUGUUUGAGCUCAUUUGACAGACACUAGCUUCCUUCAAAGAAGCAAAGGUAAACUCAACACCUGCUUCAUCAUGGGUGCAUCAGGAAAAUGGGUGAAGGCUUUAAUCGGACUCAAGAAACCAGACAAGGACGAACAUGUGAAAGAGGGUGGUAAGAGCAAGAAGUGGAGGCUAUGGAGGAGUUCUUCUGGGGAUGUGGGUUCUUGGAAGGCUUUCAAAGGAAACCACCACAAAGCAGCUUCUGAAGGCUCUCAUUCUCCACCUGUUGUAGCAGCAGAUGCUUACACAGCUGCAGUAGCCACUGUGGUUCGAGCACCUCCUAAGGAUUUCAGACUCAUCAAGCAAGAAUGGGCCGCCAUAAGAAUCCAAACUGCCUUCCGUGCCUUCUUGGCAAGAAGGGCUUUGAGGGCAUUGAAAGGAGUGGUGAGGAUUCAAGCUCUUGUUCGGGGGAGACAGGUGAGGAAACAAGCUGCGGUGACACUGAGGUGUAUGCAGGCCUUGGUUCGGGUUCAGGCUCGUGUAAGAGCUCGUCGUGUGAGAAUGUCCAUAGAGGGGCAAGCUGUGCAGAACAUGCUUAAUGAAAGGCGCAGUAAGCUUGAACUUUUGAAGCAAGCCGAGGAAGGAUGGUGUGACAGCAGAGGAACCGUGGAAGAUGUUAAAGCAAAGAUUCAGAUGAGGCAAGAAGGAGCUUUCAAAAGGGAAAGAGCAAUUGCUUACUCUCUUGCUCAAAAGCAAUCCAGAUCAACCUCAAGUUAUAAUUUACGAACUAGUGGCUCUGUUUCCUCUCUGAAGAACCAUGAGAUUAACAAAGCUAACUGGGGGUGGACUUGGUUGGAGCGUUGGAUGGCAGCCAAGCCUUGGGAGAGUAGAUUGAUGGAGCAAUCUCAGGCUGAAGGCCUGUUAGAUAAAACCCCACAUCCAAAGAAGUUUGAGGAAUCCUUUGUGAACUCUAAUUCCAAAUCAUGUUUGGUCAAAGUCAAGAAGAACAACAUGACAACAAGGGUUUCUGCUAGGCCUCCCCUUUUUGGCCAAGCUACUCGUUCAUCCUCAAGUCCAAGUUCUGAGUUUCGAUAUGAUGAGAGUUCUGCAUCAUCGUCCAUUUGUACAUCUACAACACCAAUGUCUGGGAACACUUGUGACAGGACAGAUGACAGUAAUGGUAAUGCUGUAGCUAGGCCUAAUUACAUGAACCUGACUCAGUCCACAAAGGCAAAGCUAAAGACUAGUAGUAAUCAUGUGUAUAAUAGAGCUCAAAGGCAACAGUCCAUGGAUGAUUUUCAAUUUCUCAAGAGGGCAGCGGUUCUCUCCAAUGGAGAUUCCAAAAGCACUGCAGGUUCUGACCCUUCAAUCAACCUUUCUAGGCCACUUCACUUGGACAAGGGCUCGAUGAGGCCACGGUGAAAGGGAAAUGGCCAGUUCACAUGGUAUGAGAAUGUGGUGGAAGCUCAACAUCUUUGUGUAUUUUAUUAUUAUUUUUCCCAAGAAGUUCAACAUCUUGUUGUUCCAUGCAAUUUAAAUUGAGCUAGCUAGGUAGAUGUAGCUUAUGUUUGAUAAUACUUAUGAGGGGUCUCCAUCUGUACAAUUGUUCAUUUAUGGGUAUUGAUAUUACUCA
Messenger RNA from Vigna radiata var. radiata (mung bean), 1687 nucleotides. Its product is annotated as protein IQ-DOMAIN 1. The coding region runs from base 148 to 1476 and encodes 442 amino acids. Gene Ontology annotation, molecular function: protein binding. The transcript has 5 exons. NCBI's taxonomy places the organism in Eukaryota, Viridiplantae, Streptophyta, Magnoliopsida, Fabales, Fabaceae. The record is from RefSeq and is a predicted model, not a curated record.